Molecule: messenger RNA, 1952 nt
Organism: Parasteatoda tepidariorum (common house spider)
Lineage: Eukaryota; Metazoa; Arthropoda; Arachnida; Araneae; Theridiidae
Source: RefSeq, a predicted model, not a curated record
CGGAAUCGCAUAAGCGAUUUUCUGCAAUGCAGUAGGAAUACUCUCUGAAAAAAAGGAUAGGCAAAUAUGAAUAAGUAGCGUCCUCUACUGGUCAAAAAAUGUCCGAAGAUCCUGGAGAUGGAGAUCAGAUGAGUAGAAGUAGGCAACCUAUAACGUAAACAAAUACAUGCUCGCCGAACUUUAUCAUACUUAAUACUCACCGGAUUUAUUUGCUUAUUUGUGAAAAAAUUGAGAGAUAAACUAUAAUAAAACAUGAUGUCUUAAUUAGGCCGAAGAAUGCAUAAACUAACCAUGUUUGUGUAAAGAAUAGUUUUUAAGAAAUUGUUUUUGAUUUGCAACUUCUUGAAUCAAAUUUAUAAGCCUGCGUAUUCAUGGUAGUAUGAAUUGUAUUAUUAAACAGUUAUAAAUGAAAUUUCAGAUUACUGAUUACAGUUGCAGAUAAUUAAGCUGUGUGUCACUUACGUAAAACAUGUAUUUAAACUCAAGAAAUUUAAAUUGUGAUUUUUCUGUUAACACUGAGAAAAUAUUUUCUGUAUUCAGUUUGUGCAAUUUAAUACUCGUGAAUAAAAUUAAACUUUGUUGACUUUCUCGUAAUCAUGUUAACGUAUAAGAGCUUGCUUUUCAGGUGCAUGAUAAAACAUUGAUAUAAAAAUUGAAAAUUAAUUUUUUUUUGAAAAAUAUUUUUAUAGAUAAUUUCAAACCUUAUAAGUCGGUGAAAGUGAAAAAAAACUUUUUUUGCCUUUCUUGGUUUAUAAUGAACUAUAUUUCUGCAAUGUCUUUGUGAAUAAUAUGCUAAUGAAAUCAAAUUUUAUAAUUUCAUGUUCAUAAUAGUUAUUAUCAUGUUAAUAUCGUAAAGUAAAAUAAUUACAUUUAGUUUUGUAUCUUGGUAUUUUCGCCUAAAGAGAAUUAAGUCAAUUAAGUGACUUGAUACAGCAUGCUCUUUUUUGCAUCACAUGUUUUUAAAGGCUUAAUUUAAUUCAGAAUAAGUAUCAUUCUGUAAGUAAACCUUAUUCUUGUUCUAACAAGAGGUUUUCAGGAAAAAAGUGCGACUAAACACUGUAAAAUUAAUACUGGUGAGAAGCCUUUCUCUUGUAGUAUAGAUAAUAAGAUAUUCUCAAUGAAUGAUUAUGAAUAAACACAGUUUUGUUCAUACUGGUGAUAGGCCUUAUUCUUGUAGUAUAUGUAAAAAGAGUUUUUCACAAAAAGCAAAUCUGACACAACACAGUCUUGUUCAUUCUGGUGACAAGCCUUAUUCUUGUAGUGAAUGUAAUAAGAAUUUUUCACUAAAAAGUCAUUUGAUCAGACACAGUCGUGUUCAUACUGGUGAGAAGCCGUAUUCUUGUAGUAUAUGUUAUAAGAGUUUUUCACAAAAAAGUGUUCUCACUACACAUGGUCGUCUUCAUACCAGUGAGAAACCUUAUUCUUGCAGUAAAUGUAAUAAGAGUUUUUUACAUAAAAGUAAUCUGACCAGUCACAGUCGUGUUCAUACAGGUGAGAAGCCUUAUUCUUGUAGUAUAUGUAAUAAGAGUUUUUCACAAAAAGGUAUUCUGUCACGCCACUGUCUCGUUCAUACUGGUGAGAAGCCUUAUUCUUGUAGCAUAUGUAAUCAAAAUUUUUCAGUAAAAACAAAUUUGACCAAACACAGGCGUGUUCAUACUCGGGAGAAACCUUUUUCUUGUUGUAUAUGUAAUAAGAGUCAUUCACAAAAAAGUAGUCUGACAAGUCACAGUCGUGUUCAUACUGGUGAGAAGCCUUAUUCUUGUAGUAUAUGUAAUAAGAGUUAUUCACGAAAAAGUAGUCUGACAAGUCACAGUCGUGUUCAUACUGGUGAGAAACCUUAUUCUUGUAUUAUUUGUAAUUUAAGUUUUUCAGANCACUUUGAAAAAAGAAGGAGUCUGAAUAAACACAGUCGUGUUCAUACUGGUGAGAAGCCUUAUUCUUGUAGUAUAUAA